AUGUCAACUGAUUGUUCUCCUGAUUCGCCAUCAACGACGUGCCGGCGUCGACGAGGGAGCUCUAUACAGCUAUUACGAACGACUCACAAUGACAGUUGUUUACCACACAAAGACACUCGAGAAUUGACACAGAAACGGUUUAUGCGUUGGACAGCGUGCUUUGGUUUCGUAGCCAAGCUAAAAAAGUCAAAGCACAAGCUGGAGUUGCCAUCGUUGCCUGAAAGUAUGAUACGCCGCCACAGCAGUGCUGUACCACAGUCGGAUCGAUCAUGUUCCACAGCAACCACACCAUCAUCACGUCAAUCACCCGCACGGCCCAUGUCACAAUUGGUGGAACGUCAUGACCCAGAUUCUUCAUUAGUAACAGGGUUUCCAUGGAAGGAUCAAACGCCGCCGUUGCUACAUCACCAAAAUCAGCAGUUCCCUUCACCAGCCACGCCAUUGUCAGCCCUAUCACCUCCACCUCGACAUGCAAUGAAAGAACGUUCACGCAGCUUGACAGUGGAUGAUACACCACCACCUUGGCCUUCUGAUUCUUCAAUCCCAAUACCCAAACCUCGAAGGAAAGCAAAUACCAUUGGUCGCUCGCUUGCAUUACGCCUUUCACUUGACGUGGAACAACAUUAUUCCUCCAGCAUUGCAUCCAACAAUAGCAGCAGCGAUUGUAUGAAAAAGCAACAUGAUCAAGAAGAUGGCUAUUCAAGUGCUUGCAACACAUCCGAACACAGCAAACAUGAUACAAGCAGUAGCAAUAGCACUAGUACUAGCAGCAGCAGCAGCAGCAACAGCAGCAGCGGUAGUAGUAGUGCUACAACAGCAAGUAGUAUAUCUCCUGAUCAUCAACAACAACGACAUAAGCUACGAUUAUCAUCGAUUGAAGCACCUCCUUCUCCAAAGCUUCCUGAAAAGAGAUUGUCACUAAAGGAAAGGCGACAGCGUGUCAGCACUGUUAUACCUGAUAUCGAGAAAUUGACCAUUUCAGUCAACGACAAUGAUGCUUCUGCUACAACGAGUGGAGCUGCAUACCCUGAAAAACACAAUGAAAAGGAAUACGAUGAUGACGAAGACGACGACGAUGAUGAUGACGAUGACUAUGAUGAAUUGUUGAACGAGUUCCAAUUACCAUCCGAGAUUUUACCUACCAUGGCCAACAAGGAGAAGCGAAGCCAGGAGUAUCAUCAUCACCAUCAACAACAACAACAACAACAACAACAACGUCGACCCUCUAUCCCAUUCCCAACAUCGAGAAUAUCCACUGAUAAUUCAAGGCAAGAAGCAAUGGAUGCAUUGGAAGGUACUCAUAGGAUGGAUAAUACAACACCUAGGCCAUCCAUGGAUAUUGUACGUGACAAGGCAUACUAUGACGCUGUUGUGGCAGGUACAUUACAUCGUCGUCCAUGGAAUCAGUUUCUUCGAGCACAGUCAAUGAUUGUCGGGGACAAUGAAGGCGACUUCAAGGAGACUCAUCAGCAACAUGAUCAACAUUAUCUGUCAUCACCAGCGAUUCAUCAUGAAAAGGAGAAUCGGACAAGGGCAUCUUCAGCCAUUUUCAAUCAUCGACCCUCCUUGGUCUAUUUUCCGCCUUCACCCAAUUCCAUCGAAUCGUAUUAUAACUCAUAG
This is a messenger RNA of Lichtheimia ornata, 1620 nucleotides long. RefSeq lists its product as uncharacterized. The coding region runs from base 1 to 1620 and encodes 539 amino acids. The transcript has 2 exons. NCBI's taxonomy places the organism in Eukaryota, Fungi, Mucoromycota, Mucoromycetes, Mucorales, Lichtheimiaceae. The record is from RefSeq and is a predicted model, not a curated record.